CAGGCCAGAGUAUAUAUACGUCAUCGAUGUGCGACGUAGCGUGCAAGACUGUGAAGGACGCUAACUAGAAGCUUGGGAUGAAGUAAAGCUUUGUCAGGAGGACGUUAUGAUGGCGGUGUCCUGUCUAACUCGAGCUCUGCGCUCCCUCACUGUGUCUCAGCCUGUUCUAUUCUCCUCUCAGGCAUUAGCACAGACUAAGCUGGGAACUCAGGUGCCCAGUACAGUUGAACAGUGCAGAGGUUUCCUCACCACAGCCUCUCUGGAGCAGAACAGGACAUACUGGAAGCACAGGGAGAAGUACACCAUCAGGCCUAUAGGAAUGAAAAAGACAGGAGGUCGAGAUCACACAGGAAAGAUACGGACGCAUGGCAUUGGAGGUGGUCAUAAACAAAGAUACCGGUGCAUAGACUUCCAGCGACUAAACUAUGAACCUGACAAAGAGGGCCAGCCCUUUGAAGAGAAGGUUGUGGAAGUGCGAUACGAUCCAUGCAGAUCUGCUGACAUUGCCCUGGUAGCUGGAGGCAAGCGUAAAAGAUGGCUCAUUGCCACAGAGAACAUGCAGGCUGGAGACAUCAUUAAAACAUCAGGAGUCAUUGGACGAAUGGCAGUUUCAGCCAAUGAAGGUGAUGCCUACCCACUGGGUGCUCUUCCUGUGGGGGCAUUGGUGAACAACCUGGAAAUACAACCAGGAAGAGGAUCACAAUACAUUCGUGCUGCAGGCACAAGUGGUGUUUUGCUCCGCAAAGUAAACGGAACAGCAAUUGUUCAGCUUCCUUCAAAGCAGCAGGUUCAGGUACUGGAGUCCUGCAUGGUAACAGUGGGACGUGUGUCCAACGUUGACCACAAUAAACGGAUCAUUGGCAAAGCAGGUCGCAAUCGCUGGCUUGGGAUCCGGCCUUCGAGUGGCUUGUGGAAGAAGAAGGGAGGCUGGGCAGGACGCAAGAUUAAACCGCUGCCUCAGAUUAAGAGUUACACCAACCUGCCUUCGAUCUCAGCUCAAUGACACAACAUGAGUCUAGACAAGCUUGGAACUGGAGAUUAUUUCCUCCUUAUCUUGUAAUAUACUGAUCCUCCCAAUAAAAUAAAAUCCACGUGUGUGUAUAUAAAAAAAAAAGUGAACAACAAAACUUUGUAUAGAAGGUUAAAAAUUUUAUUAAACACGACUGCUUGUGAGAGCAUGGAAAGAAACAAAACAAUAUAAAAAUCCAAAACAUAUUUACAUCUAUAGUAAAACAUGCAGAGUAACCCAUAUUUUUAGUGGUAGAUUUAAAAAUACUGUCAUAUUUAAAAUAGGGUUUGUGCAAAGACACUGGGUGGCAUUUAAAGUAACAGGAGCAAUGAGAUGGCAUGUUGUAAUCUGAUCAUUAAUGAACAUUAAUAUCGAUAUUAAAGAGCAUGUUUUUUUGCAGUGGUUAAUUAUGAUAAAGUGAACAUGCCUGCUCAUUGAUCCAGCCUUGUAGAAUGCCCCCAUGCUACCUCUAGAUUUAGGGGAGAAAGGAAAAAUAAAAUUUGAGGUCAAAUACACUGAAAUAUACUUGUCAUUAUGCCCAUUUAGUAUUUAGAAGGCUUCCAUGACAAAUUCCCUCAAACAGCUCUGCCCUGGUAAACAUGUCACAGGCCAGGUUUACACAUAUGUUAAGGGCCUGCUGGUCUGACAGAGAAGAUAGUUAACCCCUCAAAAAGCAGGAGGCAAAAAAAAAA
Molecule: messenger RNA, 1701 nt
Organism: Monopterus albus (swamp eel)
Lineage: Eukaryota; Metazoa; Chordata; Actinopteri; Synbranchiformes; Synbranchidae
Gene: mrpl2
Product: mitochondrial ribosomal protein L2
Exons: 8
Coding region: 107-1003 (298 amino acids)
Biological process (GO): mitochondrial translation
Cellular component (GO): ribosome; mitochondrial large ribosomal subunit
Molecular function (GO): RNA binding; structural constituent of ribosome
Source: RefSeq, a predicted model, not a curated record